AUUUUUUAUUGGUUCUUCUCUCCUCAGCCCUGAUGCUGCGAUGAUGUUGCGCCAGGGAGGAGGGGCUGUCUGAAGGUGAAUGGCAGCAAAUACAGGAGCAGAGAGGCAAGACAGGCUGUUCAGCACUUCCUGUUUGUCACCCAAGGCCUUUGCCCUGUUGUCUCCAUCCCUGCAAGAGCUUCAGAGUAACUCAGAGUUUGUCCAACCUGCCAUGCACAGCUGUGAUGAAUUCCAGCUGCCGGGAACAGCAUAAAGGUGGCAGAGCCUUUUCCCACAAAAAAAAAAAAAAAAACAGCCAGAGAGAUUUUCAGCCCCAAGGACCUUUGCCUAUGAAUCUGUCAGCUUCCUUGCUGCCUCCAUAGCUUAUCAGCAAAUCAAGUAGGUUUUUCUUUCACAAGCCAUUACAUUUCCCACUUCUUUCUUUGGCACAAGGCAAAAACAGUCACAGAGGCAUCCCAAGCUGAGCUGGAGACAUGGCUGCACACACAGCUACAAGUGAGGAAAAUGCCACUUGUUUUCACUCUCUACCAACACAUGACAGCCUGUUACACAAAAUCAGCAGCAAAACUCCCCCCCACUUUUGCAAAAGAAUAACCCAACCCAAAACUUAUGUAACUCUGCAACUAAUCUUUGGUAAUCUUGAGCAAGGCAUUUAAAUCCAGGGAAUAAGCCUCAUCCCCCCCACCCCCCAGCCUAUCUGUAAAGUAAAAAGGGAAACAAAUAGAAGCGAAGUUCACAGCCUUGUGAUUUUUCCUUUUGACCAGAGCAAAGUAGCAUCGCGUCCCGAGACUGCUCUGAAGUAAACCCUCCUGCCUUGCCUUAUCCCAUGCACUGAGCACCUUAAGAGAAAAGCUGCUUUCAGAGCAGCUGUCAGUUGCUCUUGGCUGAAGCAUGGAAAUCUCUACCCUCGCCACGUACCACUGCCUUGCUUUUGUCUGGUACUUUUUCGUUGCCUAUUCCAUCACACAAGUAAAAGCAGAGGAGCGGCCAUCUGAAGUGUUCCUUUACGGUGGGCAGUGGAAAUACUUGACAGUCCUCAAUCUGUUUUUGCAGGCUGUCUUCUAUGGGGUGUCCUUCCUGGCUGAUGUGUUGAGACUAAUUAAGAAACUGCGAUGUGCUAAGUGCAUAAUUUCCACCAGAGACCUUCUUUUCAGUGUCCUGGCUUUCCCAGUGUCCACAUUUGUGUGUAUAUCCUUCUGGACACUGUAUAGCUACAACCGAGAGCUGGUUUACCCCAAAAGCCUUGAUGGAGUCAUCCCGCUCUGGUUAAAUCAUGCUAUGCACACGGCUGUAUUGCCAUUUGCUCUCCUGGAAAUCCUUGCCUUGCCACAUCGUUACCCAGCAAAGAAGAAGGGAUUGAUCCUACUGGGAUUUGUGGCUUUUCUGUAUAUCAGUUGGGUCCUGUGGAUUUAUUCUGUAACAGGAGAGUGGGUAUAUCCUCUCUUUGCUUUGUUCAGCCCCCCUGGACUAGCAGCCUUUUUUGCCGGUAGCCUUGCCAUCAUCGUCGCCUUCUACAACUUCGGAGAGUUCCUCAACCGUAUGAUAUGGGGAGAUUCAAUAGUAAUACUGGACCACAAGUGGAAAGGCAAGUGAAUCCUCCUCUUGAAGCCAAGCAAUCUCUCCAUGAAUGCUGAAGCCACGAAGUAGAGGAAAAUAAACAUAGCUGUGAUAAAUCCUUUCUCUGAUGCAUUGCAGCUUCUGGUGAAACCAUUAUGACAUCAGACAUAUGGAAAACUGGUGGAGAAUAUGAAAUGUUUGCCUCUUUCAUGAUAACUCUGCGACUGCUAUGAAUAAGAAAAUUGUGUUCAUCUGUUUACACAGAUUUCUCAUCUCUUGCACAACGUACGUGAGGAUGUGUCCAUGGUUAAAAGUUGUCACUGGUAAAUGCACUCCCUCAUGAGCCUCACACCACUCUGUAAAAGACCUGUGAAUGCAAGCCAGCUCUUGUUUGGAUUGCCCUUCAUCAAGUCUGGAAAAAAUUAAGAGGAGAGAUAAUUUUAACAGUGCUGCGACUUCCAAGCUAGCUAGAUAACAAAUUGGGCUAACAAGCACUGUAAUUAGAAAUGUCUGCUCAGAAAGUUCACCAAGAAGCCGAGUUCUUCUAACGAGAAACUUUCUGUAAUAUUAAUAUGCUUAUAUUAUGCUUAAUAUCUCCCCUCCAUUUUAACAGGAAAUCUGAAGGCAACAGUUUCUUCCUUUUUCUUGGUUUCGGUUAAUCUCGCAGCAAAAGUAACCUAAUUAUACUGACUGUAUGAUUGCUUUGACAGAAAGCAUGUUAAUUUAAAGCACUGUUUAACAUAAAGCUGCCUGCCAUAUAAUUACACUCCAUUCACAUGUUUACUAAUUUUCCUCAAUAUAGUUGAUUUCUGUUAUUAGCCUCAACAUUUUGUUAACAUCCAAACACUGGAGAUCUGCUUUGCAAACUCCAAUAAACAUGCAAAACCGAGAGUAGCACAAGUGUUCCUUAACGGUCAAUGUGAAAAAGAAAAAUCUCUCUUAUUAUUCCUGCAUUCAAAGAGGAUUUGAAACUAGUUGCAGUACUUAAAUGUCUAAAUCCAUCCUCAUUGCCAAAACCCUCGCUUAGAGCUACUGUGCACACCGUUCACCAGGGUGUUAUUUUCACCUUUCAAAUGCCGCUGGAGCUCAGUAAAAACAAAACACAUUGUAAGCUGCCUGUGAGCAAUAAAAAGAUAAUGUGUAUACAUAA
Molecule: messenger RNA, 2707 nt
Organism: Haemorhous mexicanus (house finch)
Lineage: Eukaryota; Metazoa; Chordata; Aves; Passeriformes; Fringillidae
Gene: ADTRP
Product: androgen dependent TFPI regulating protein
Exons: 6
Coding region: 892-1593 (233 amino acids)
Cellular component (GO): membrane; endomembrane system
Source: RefSeq, a predicted model, not a curated record